CACAGAGAAGAAGAAUAGAGAUAAUAUCCAGCUGCGUACGCAGAGUGGAAAAGAAAUAUAUACGUACAAAACAAGUCAAAGAGUGAGAGGCAGCCAUGUAUGUAUAGAUUUGAGUUUUUCGAAACCCCAAUUAACGAAGAAAGAAGAACUUUUUUUCGUGAUUGUGCAUUCAUUACCACUAACAAUCGAUUUCAUUCAACCACCGUUUGAAGGUGUUUGGAAUUUUGGUUGUUCAGUCAGUAAUCUGAAAUGAGUAAUUUGGAAUUACUAAUUUCCCAAAAUUCAACUGUUUAAAGCUGUUUGGGGAACUAACUAGGGUUCAUGAGCGAGCAAUUUUGAGCAAUGAUUGAGAUUGGGGAAGCUUCUGAAUCUGGUUCUAGAACACCAUCAUCAACAUGCAGAUUGGUAAGAAGCAGUUCGUUCUCCGAGGAGGAAUCUUUUCACCGCCAGGCGAGUUUCGGCGGCAGUGGAAGUAGAAACACGAGCCCUCUUAGUCGAAUGGGAUCACGAAACACAAGCCCUUCAAGAAUCAAGACAAAACCGCGUGGGCUAGACGAAGAAACCCUAGCCACUUUCUGCAAGUCCGUUCACCCCGAAAUUCAAAUGGAGGAUAACAUAUGGGCCAAUCUUCCAGAAGAUUUAUUAACCGAAAUCCUAGCUAGAAUUCCUCCAUUCACCAUAUUUAAGCUCCGCUCCAUUUGCAAAAGAUGGAACUCAAUUUUACAGGAUAACAGCUUCUUGAAAUUCCACUCACAGGCCCGAUCGCAUGGCCCUUGUCUACUAACCUACUGGAAAAAUUCGCAAACACCACAAUGCUCCGUUUUCAGCUUGCCAUUAAAACAGUGGUUUCGGAUCCCAUUUACGUUUCUACCCCCGUGGGCUUUCUGGUUGGUCGGUUCUUCAGGUGGGCUCGUCUGUUUUUCAGGGCUGGACGGAUUAACAUUCAAGACAUUAGUUUGCAACCCAUUAUUACAAACAUGGAGGACUCUACCGAGCUUGCACUACAAUCAGCAGAGGCAGCUGAUUAUGGUGGCAGAUCGAAAAGAGAAAUCUUUCAAAGUUAUAGCCACUUCCGACAUUUACGGCGACAGAUCAUUGCCCACGGAAGUGUACGAAUCGAAAACAGACAAAUGGUCGCUCCACCAAACCAUGCCAGCUGUCAACCUCUGCUCGUCGAAGAUGGCGUUUUGCGACUCGAGGCUGUACAUGGAGACACUUUCACCGCUCGGUUUGAUGAUGUAUAGACUAGAUACAGGGCAGUGGGAGCACAUACCCGCGAAAUUCCCUCGAUCUUUAUUGGACGGGUAUUUAGUGGCCGGAACUCAAAAACGGCUAUUUUUAGUUGGGAGAAUUGGGCUUUAUAGUACUCUGCAGAGCAUGAGGAUUUGGGAGCUCGAUCAGACGAAAUUUGUUUGGUCCGAGGUUAGUAGAAUGCCACCUAGGUAUUUCCGAGCUCUUUUGAGGCUGUCUGCUGAGAGAUUCGAGUGCUUUGCGCAGGAUAAUUUGAUAUGUUUCACGUCUUGGAACCAAGGGAAAGGUCUUCUAUACGACGUGGAUAAGAAGGUGUGGUCUUGGAUCGCGGGGUGUGCGCUUCAAUCGUAUAACAGUCAAGUCUGCUUCUACGAGCCAAGAUUUGAUUCUGUGAUUUAUUGAUGUGAACUAGGGCUUGAUUCUUAUAUAUAUUUUCAUACUACAAGCAGAGUCUUGUUAUUGUUGAUUAUAUGACGUUUAUCUGCAUAAUCCAUGGUUGAAAGUGAUUAUGGGAUUUUAGUGUUAACUUGUUCUGCUUUUGGAUCAUUUAAUAUAUGAAGCUAAAGUUUGUACAAACUUUUC
This is a messenger RNA of Erythranthe guttata (spotted monkey flower), 1833 nucleotides long. RefSeq names its product Galactose oxidase/kelch repeat superfamily protein. Lineage: Eukaryota; Viridiplantae; Streptophyta; Magnoliopsida; Lamiales; Phrymaceae. The record is from RefSeq and is a predicted model, not a curated record. Gene Ontology annotation, molecular function: protein binding.